This is a messenger RNA of Chaetomium strumarium, 1066 nucleotides long. RefSeq names its product ribosomal protein L32e. The record is from RefSeq and is a predicted model, not a curated record. The coding region runs from base 235 to 630 and encodes 131 amino acids. Gene Ontology annotation, biological process: translation. NCBI's taxonomy places the organism in Eukaryota, Fungi, Ascomycota, Sordariomycetes, Sordariales, Chaetomiaceae. Gene Ontology annotation, cellular component: cytosolic large ribosomal subunit; ribosome. The transcript has 5 exons. Gene Ontology annotation, molecular function: structural constituent of ribosome.
GUUCGACUUGACUUCAACCCCACGUCGAAACGUCGUUAUCGAUAAGACGCUUGACCCACCUCGCCGCUUAUCGCUGCGCGUGGUGGGCCGCAAAUGCUGCACAGACCAGCAUGCCUUAACAAUUUCCACACAGCCCUAAGCCCACCAGCUCAACCAAUUUACGGAAUUUUUCCAGGUAGGUUCGGAUCGUGACGACGCCAAAUUCGACCAUCACCCGACAACAAGACCGCCAAGAUGGUUGCCUCAAAGAAGCACAUCCCGAUCGUGAAGAAGCGCACGAAGCGCUUCAUGCGCCACCAGAGCGACCGGUUCAAGUGCUUGGACUCGGCAUGGCGCAAGCCCAAGGGUAUUGACAACCGCGUCCGGAGGCGGUUCAAGGGCAACCUGGCUAUGCCCUCGAUCGGCUAUGGCUCCAACAAGAAGACCCGCCACAUGAUGCCUUCCGGCCACAAGGCGUUCCUCGUCAGCAACGUCAAGGACGUCGAGCUCCUCCUUAUGCACAACAAGACCUACGCCGCAGAGAUCGCCUCCAACGUCUCCUCGAGGAAGCGCGUCGACAUCAUUAGGCGGGCGAAGCAAUUAGGCGUCAAGGUCACCAAUGCGAAGGCGAAGGUCACGACGGAGGUCUAAACGAUGGGCAACAAUCACGGGGCAAAUUCUUUCUGUGUUUCGGAGCAUCUCAGGCGGUCUUAGGGAAAGGUUUGCUAUUUGUCUGCGAUUGCCUAGCACCCAGCCGAGCUAGUGGAAUACAAUUGCAGCCACCUUCGUCAUGGGCAAACGGGCAGCAACCGGCCUUGAGCUACGGGUCAGGUCUCUCUGGGUGCUUGGAAGGGAGAUGUUUCUGGGACUGAGCGGGGAGUGAAUCAACGAGCGCCACUGGGUGACCGGGCGCCGGGGCUUUAUGGCACGAUCAACCGAUGAUUGGGAUGGGCGUUGGGCAGAAAUACUGUCAUAUUGCUCGGGUCAGUGUGAUAGAAACGCCGACUGUUUGCGCAGCAAAUGGAAGCAGCUCUGCAAGUUCGUGACUCGCGACAUGCCUGUUAUGUGUCGACUCCAGCCCCUGUCA